GGAAGAACGAGAGCAAAAAAAGUUGAGAGAAAAGGAGAAAAAGAAGGACAAAAAACGGUAAUGUUAAAUAUAAAGAAUUUAUGCCUGUUUCAGAAACAUUUCACUUAUUAUUCACAUUUACAGUCAACUCAAGAAACAAAAAGAAGAAGAGCGUAUGGCGAAAGAGGCCCAACGGCUUGCUGAAGAAGAGAAAGCUCGAAUCGAAAAGGAGCGAAAGCUCGAAGAGGAGCGUCACAAACGAGAGCAGGAGCGAUUAAAGAAAGAGGAAGAACGGCGACAAAGAGAAGAAGAACGUUUGCGAAAAGAAGAAGAAAAACGUCGACGAAUGAAAGAAGAAAAGGAUCGAUUAAUGGAAAAAGAACGAAAACGAAAAGAGAAGGAGGAAAAAGAACGAAAAGAGAGAGAGGAGAAGGAACGCAAGGAGGCGGAGGUGCUUAUGCGAAAGGAAGUUGAACAGAAGGAACGGUUGAAGGACCUGAUGAAGGAACGUCAAGAGCAGAAUCGAAAGGACUCCUCAACGAUACCGUCCUCAAUACCACCAUCCCUGUCUAACUUUAUUCCUACUGCAUCCCAAUCCACGCCUAGCAACCACUCGUCCAUGCCCUAUGUGAUUAAGAGUGGAUCGACUCUCAGAUCGCCAAAAGCUUUAUAUUCUGAUGUGGAUGAAAGCUCACCCUCCCUCGAUACCACCCUCUCUUUAACGCCGCUGGCGAUAUCCAAUGCACCACAGCCCUUAUCUUUCCAUCAUCCCCUUCCCAGCUCUCCACUCUCACCAGUGCGCAGCCCCUCUUUCCGAAAUCAUCUUCCAACCUCUAGUUUACCAGUGAACACAGUGUUUCAAGACCAAGAGAUGGAGAAGUCAUCGACUGGUGUUAAUUCGCUUGCCAAUCACAGUAUGGGAGUGUUGCCAGUAGGAUACCCUAAACGAAUGUCUUCACAGUUAGAGACGGCUCCUGUCAAGCCUAUAACUCGAUCCAGCAUCGCUCCUAUUGGCAAACCACCUGGCUAUAGAAGGAAAUCUGCUUCAAUGGGAGUCGUAGGCGGACCGACCAUUGGCGCUGAGCGACGAGCACAACCACCUUUUGAAACCAUGGUCGAACCACCCUUUACGGAGGCUUUGCAGGUUGAUUCUUCAACGCAGGACGCUGUAAAUGAAUCACAUUCGUCACCGUCGUUCUUCUCUUUAUUUGGUGACUCUAAAGGUUCGGAUGCGGCAUCAUCACUCUUGAAUGGAGUGGCAGACUCACCGCGACAGAGAUCAGUGCCUCAGCGACCGUGGCUAAUGCAUUCACCGCAGCGAUCGCAGUCCAUUUCUGGUGAAGGUGGCAACAGUGCGUGGCCAAACAUUUCAGGAUGGGGUACGCCGUCCAACUUGAUAGAUGAGACUGUGCAAAGCAAGCUCUUUGGUGAUGUAAUGCCUGAUCGCCUACAGCUAAUAGUCGAGCGAGCCAAAGCAGCGUACUUGAAAUUGGAAGAAUUAUAUACACCCACUGGACAUUUCCCGUUAAACCACUGGCCUGUGGGUAUGACGUUUCAUCCCUUGUUUCAAUUACAUCGAAUGUACAGCGAUCUGUUUCCGGACAUAGUGGUUGACCAGCAAGAACUUCUGGAAGCAUGUUUAAUGACCAAUAGCGGGUUUAACUGCAUUAAUCAUCCACACCAGGGUUAUCUGUUGCGGUAUGAGAUGGGAGACUAUAAUCGGAGAGCAAGCUUGGGCGUCAAUGGAUUCUUGCCAUCAGGGCCACUUUCACCUUCCAUCAGUGGCAGCACCGACAUCAACUUUCAUCAGUUCGCCAGUCAUGCUUCUCCCACCGGUGCUCAGCAUCAUCCACCAAUACCACAACCAUCCCAUUUCCUACCGUCCCAACAACCACCACAACCACAGCAACAAUUAGGUCAAGGGAAUGCUGCACUGUUCGGUGGUCUUUCGUUAUAAUUCGGGGGUUUCUAAAUAGUAACCGUUAAAAAAAAAAUUCAUACCACACUGUGAUCCAAAAACUUGUGCCAAUUUUCUUUUAUUCUCGCUCGUUCAAACUUGUUCUUCCCCCUCGUUUACCUUUACUGCCUAUAUAACUUGUAUUCCAUGCAUUGUUCUUUUUUUCCGUUGAUAUUAUUCUUUGCUUAUAACAAUUUAGUGGUUGCCCUAAAGACGGUGUU
Molecule: messenger RNA, 2157 nt
Organism: Umbelopsis ramanniana AG
Lineage: Eukaryota; Fungi; Mucoromycota; Umbelopsidomycetes; Umbelopsidales; Umbelopsidaceae
Exons: 5
Coding region: 155-1936 (593 amino acids)
Biological process (GO): positive regulation of cytokinesis
Cellular component (GO): centrosome; microtubule; spindle pole
Source: RefSeq, a predicted model, not a curated record